This is a messenger RNA of Ornithodoros turicata, 615 nucleotides long. RefSeq lists its product as uncharacterized. The transcript has a single exon. Bases 1 to 615 code for a protein of 204 amino acids. The record is from RefSeq and is a predicted model, not a curated record. Lineage: Eukaryota; Metazoa; Arthropoda; Arachnida; Ixodida; Argasidae.
AUGGCUCGUGGGGAUGUUCGAUGGACAGAUGCCCUCCCUUUUGUCUUGCUCGGCAUAAGAACAGCUCUCAAAGCUGACAUCGGCUGCAGUGCUUCGGAGCUCGUUUACGGCACCCCGCUGCGUCUCCCUGGCGAGUUUAUAACACCUGUCCCUGCAGCAAAGAUUCCGGAUCCCGCUAACUAUGCCCACCAACUUCAACAGUUUAUGGCCACACUACGCGCCGUCCAACCAAGAGCACUGGACAACGACGCAUCGUUCGUGAGCCCGGAAAUGGAAUCUUGCUCGCACGUGUUUCUUCGCCACGAUGCAGUCAGGAAGUCACUGCAGCCCCCCUACGACGGCCCAUACCGCGUUCUCAAGCGCAGCCGGAAGCAUUUUACUAUACUUAUCAACGGACGCACCGAAGUCGUCAGUGUUGACAGACUAAAGCCAGCAAUAAUUGGCAACGGGAGCAGCGACAGAACGGGAACCCUGCCUCAACAAAAGACACCCACACGUCUUGAAAACCCCUCCGGCAAGCCACCUGCAGCGCAGAGGACACAUGCAGAAGAGCCUUAUAUCACCCGCUCCGGCAGACGGGUACGGUGGCCACAGCGACUUGUGCUCGGACACUGA